AGGAUAAAGCGGAUCAGAAAAAUGGAUGGCUAGAUGGAUAUUAAUCAAGGGACCACUCAGUGUCGUCGGACCACGGGCCGCCAGUUGCCCACACUGCCUGAUUUACACACAAGCGUGCAGAUAUGCGCAUCUUCUCACUCGUCUCACUCACUACCCCAAGCAGAGGGAAGCCGCUAAAAGGAUGCUUAGGUUCUCACUCCACAAGCGCGCGUCCUCGACCUCUCCCGCCGACUGUCGAACAUGCGUGUGACGCCGAGAAGUCUACUUAAACUGGAAUUAACUCGCUCGCAAUCGUCCUUUUAAGUGCGCGCAGAAACUAAGCCUGCAGACGCCAUUCACCGAGGGGGGAGACGAGCUCACUCACACAAAGCUUGCACGUAGCAGCUGUUCUGGGUGGGCAAGUUGCGUCCGAAGCAUUUAUUUCCACACGUGUCGUGGCUGGGAGUAAAAUGCAAUAUCAAUCGGAUACUUUUUCGCGUUUUAAGUGAGAUUUUAUCCGAAUGAACAGCAGUCAUGGGAGAGUGGACCAUAUUGGAGCGUCUCUUGGAGGCAGCAGUACAGCAGCAUUCGACGAUGAUCGGAAGGAUCCUGCUGACCGUGGUGGUGAUUUUUCGCAUUCUGAUCGUGGCAAUAGUUGGAGAGACAGUGUACAACGAUGAGCAGUCCAUGUUUGUAUGUAACACCUUACAGCCAGGCUGUAACCAGGCUUGUUACGACAAAGCCUUCCCCAUCUCUCACAUCAGGUACUGGGUGUUCCAGAUCAUUAUGGUCUGUUGCCCCAGCCUUUGCUUUAUCACCUACUCUGUCCACCAGUCUGCCAAGCAGAAGGAGCGACGCUACUCCACAGUUUACCUCUCACUGGACAAGGAGCAGGACACGAAAAGAGACGACAGCAAGAAGAUCAAGAACGCGAUCGUUAAUGGCGUGCUACAGAACACAGAGAACACCAACAAGGAGGCAGAACCUGAUUGCCUUGAGGUCAAGGACGCCCCCAAUUCAGUCAUGCGUACGACUAAGUCCAAAAUGAGAAGACAGGAAGGCAUAUCCAGGUUCUACAUCAUUCAGGUGGUGUUCAGAAAUGCACUGGAGAUCGGAUUUCUUGUGGGUCAAUAUUUCCUUUAUGGAUUCAACGUCCCUGCUGUGUAUGAGUGCGAUCGAUACCCUUGCAUCAAAGACGUCGAGUGUUAUGUUUCCAGGCCUACCGAGAAGACGGUGUUUUUGGUCUUCAUGUUUGCAGUCAGUGGAAUUUGCGUGGUGCUCAACUUAGCAGAGCUCAACCAUCUCGGGUGGCGGAAGAUCAAAGCUGCCGUUAGAGGAGUGAGAGCCAGGAGGAAGUCUAUUUAUGAAAUCCGCAACAAAGACUUGCCAAGGAUGAGUAUGCCCAAUUUUGGACGCACUCAAUCCAGUGACUCUGCAUAUGUAUAAAUAUGUGUAUCACAAAAAAUUAAAAAAAAUUAAAAA
Molecule: messenger RNA, 1461 nt
Organism: Hippocampus zosterae (dwarf seahorse)
Lineage: Eukaryota; Metazoa; Chordata; Actinopteri; Syngnathiformes; Syngnathidae
Gene: gjd2b
Product: gap junction protein delta 2b
Exons: 2
Coding region: 514-1425 (303 amino acids)
Biological process (GO): cell communication
Cellular component (GO): connexin complex
Source: RefSeq, a predicted model, not a curated record